Messenger RNA from Penicillium malachiteum, 321 nucleotides. RefSeq names its product mitochondrial 37S ribosomal protein mS33. NCBI's taxonomy places the organism in Eukaryota, Fungi, Ascomycota, Eurotiomycetes, Eurotiales, Aspergillaceae. Gene Ontology annotation, cellular component: mitochondrion. The record is from RefSeq and is a predicted model, not a curated record. The transcript has 4 exons. The coding region runs from base 1 to 321 and encodes 106 amino acids.
AUGUCUCAAACCCGGUUGAUAGACCUGGUGAAGACACAAUGCCGUAUCUUCUCCCUCAAUUUCAACCCGCAGAGACUCCGAUUAGGAAACAAGGUCCUUAGACAGCGAUUGCGUGGACCUGCCCUCGCAUCAUGGUACCCCAAGCAAGUCGUGUCUUUCCAAGACCUCCAGAACACAUACAAGCCCCUUGGUUUGACGACCUUUGAUGAGGCUGAAGAUGACCGAGAGGAGGCCAUUCAAAUUGCCAAACUCCGUGGAAAGGGCCGACCGAAGAAGAAGCGGACCGCUGCAGAAUCCCGGUCUGCCAAAAAGAAGAGAUAA